AUGUUAAUUCGCAAACCACGACCACCACCACAUCCCACUGUGGCAAAUGAAACUGUUAGUUCCACGACACCCUCAGCAGUCUUCAACACUGUGGAGAUUCCCUACACCGGCACAGAUGACGCUGUAGGGUCUAUUCCAAUUACGACAAUUCCGCCAAGCGGAACUGUGCCUGGCACGAUUAUCAUUGGAGUAAGGCCUGCCGUAUUUGUGACAACCACGGUUGUCUACACUAUCGAUGGAGAGGAACAGUCCGGAAGUAUCAUAACAAUUUCCACAGUUCCUCCAAGAGGAUCAAUUCCAGGAACGUUUAUCGUUGGGGCAGCCGUCUUUCGCCGUUUCAUUACUACCACAGUUCGGUACACCCCGACUGGGACUGAGAGAAUUACCGCUCCAACAACUCUGACCACAAGAGCACCUUCAGGCACAGUUCCAGGGGUUAUUGUGAUCAUUGUCCCAGAAUCCUCGGAUACCAUAUCCAUCACAUCCGCACUCUCCAGCAGCACAUCAUCUACUAGCAGUGAGACUAGCACCAUAACGUUGUCCUCGUCAUCGACCACAAGCACAACAAUCUCACAGACUACGGUGGUGUCAGACACUACAACUACUUCAACUUCGAGUUCAACAGGAUCCAAUACUUUUAGCACAACUAUCAAUACGUCAAUCAUAGAUACUUCCUCAACGAUAAGCAGCACAACAGAGGACACUUCCAGCAUUACUCCUACCCUAUCAUCAUUUUCGUCUCAAACAGAUUCUUCUCUAUCGAGUGCAGCUACUUUUACACCCCCAAGCAUUACUAUCACCACGUCUUCCAGCUCGCUUCUUACACUUUCUCCGCCAAGUACAGAUACAUCAGGUCCUGGAACCACAACAACAGAGACAACAAUCCCAUCACUUUCCGCACCUUACGUCACCACGUCGAUUCUUUUUACUGGUUCUGGUACUAUUACAGGGCCGAUAGCUAUAUCGACGAUCGAGCCAAGCGGAACCAACCCAGGAACAAUCAUUAUCGCAACUCCAGCAGCGGUGUACGUCACCACAUCAGUCCUCUAUACCGGCACAAACACAAUUACUGGCCCAAUCCCAAUCUCCACGAUCGAGCCAAGCGGAACCAACCCAGGAACAAUCAUUAUCGCAACUCCAGCAGCGGUGUACGUCACCACAUCAGUCCUCUAUACCGGCACAAACACAAUUACUGGCCCAAUCCCAAUCUCCACGAUCGAGCCAAGCGGAACCAACCCAGGAACAAUCAUUAUCGCAACUCCAGCAGCGGUGUACGUCACCACAUCAGUCCUCUAUACCGGCACAAACACAAUUACUGGCCCAAUCCCAAUCUCCACGAUCGAGCCAAGCGGAACCAACCCAGGAACAAUCAUUAUCGCAACUCCAGCAGCGGUGUACGUCACCACAUCAGUCCUCUAUACCGGCACAAACACAAUUACUGGCCCAACCCCAAUCUCCACGAUCGAGCCAAGCGGAACAAACCCGGGAACAGUCAUCAUUGCAACGCCGGCUCCUUUCUACGUUACCACGACCAUCCUUUACACUGGACCGAGUACCAUUACAGGGCCGAUAGCUGUAUCGACGAUCGAACCGAGCGGAACAAACCCGGGAACAGUCAUCAUUGCAACGCCGGCUCCUUUCUACGUUACUACCACUAUCCUUUAUACCGGGCCCAGCACCAUUACUGGCCCAACACCGAUAUCUACAAUCGAGCCCAGCGGAACUAAUCCAGGGACAGUCGUCAUUGCAACUCCAGCAGCUGUAUAUAUCACCACAUCGGUCCUCUACACCGGGCCCAGCACCAUUACUGGCCCAACACCGAUAUCUACAAUCGAGCCCAGCGGAACUAACCCAGGGACAAUCAUCGUUGCGACACCAGCUCCGGCAUUUGUUUAUGUUACUUCUUCAGUGUUAUACACCGGCCCUGGCACCAUUAGUGGUCCAAUACCCAUAGCAACAAUUGAACCAAGCGGAACCAACCCAGGGACAAUCAUUAUUGCAACGCCGGCUCCUGUUCUUACUUAUGUUACUACUUCGAUCCUGUAUACCGGCCCGAGCACAAUUACCGGCCCAACCCCAAUAUCCACAAUCGAGCCAAGCGGGACUAACCCAGGGACAAUCAUCGUUGCGACACCAGCUCCGGCAUUUGUUUAUGUUACUUCUUCAGUAUUAUACACCGGCCCUGGCACCAUUAGUGGUCCAAUACCCAUAGCCACAAUUGAACCAAGCGGAACCAACCCAGGAACAAUUGUUAUCGCAACGCCGGCUCCUGUUCUUACUUAUGUUACUACUUCGAUCCUGUAUACCGGCCCGAGCACAAUUACCGGCCCAACCCCAAUAUCCACAAUCGAGCCAAGCGGAACCAACCCAGGGACAAUCAUUAUUGCAACGCCGGCUCCUGUUCUUACUUAUGUUACUACUUCGAUCCUGUAUACCGGCCCGAGCACAAUUACCGGCCCAACCCCAAUAUCCACAAUCGAGCCUAGUGGAACGAACCCAGGAACUAUUGUUGUUGCAACACCAGCUCCAAUUCUUACGUAUGUUACUACGUCGAUCGUGUACACUGGCCCUGGCACCAUUACUGGACCAAUACCCAUAUCUACUAUUGAACCAAGCGGCACUAAUCCAGGAACAAUAAUCAUCGUGACGCCAGCAUCUGUACCUAUCUAUGUUACAACAUCAGUCCUCUACACCGGUUCGAAUACUAUCACCGGUCCAACACCAAUAUCUACUAUUGAACCGAGCGGGACUGUCCCGGGUACUAUUAUUAUUGCAACGCCAGCGCCUCUAUAUAUAACAACGACAGUGCUCUAUACCGGUCCAGACACUCUUACAGGUCCGACAGCUAUUUCUACUAUUGAGCCUAGUGGAACUGUCCCAGGCACUGUUAUUGUUGCAACGCCAGCGGCUUCAUAUGUGACGACAACAGUCCCCUACACUGGUUCGAAUACUAUCACUGGUCCGACGGCUAUUUCUACUAUUGAGCCUAGUGGAACUGUCCCAGGCACUGUUAUUGUUGCAACGCCAGCGGCUUCAUAUGUGACGACAACAGUCCUCUACACCGGUUCGAAUACCAUCACCGGUCCAACGCCAAUAUCUACAGUCGAGCCCAGUGGAACUGUCCCAGGCACUGUUAUUGUUGCAACGCCAGCGGCUUCAUAUGUGACGACAACAGUCCCCUACACUGGUUCGAAUACUAUCACUGGUCCGACGGCUAUUUCUACUAUUGAGCCUAGUGGAACUGUCCCAGGCACUGUUAUUGUUGCAACGCCAGCGGCUUCAUAUGUGACGACAACAGUCCCCUACACUGGUUCGAAUACUAUCACUGGUCCGACGGCUAUUUCUACUAUUGAGCCUAGUGGAACUGUCCCAGGCACUGUUAUUGUUGCAACGCCAGCGGCUUCAUAUGUGACGACAACAGUCCUCUACACCGGUUCGAAUACCAUCACCGGUCCAACGCCAAUAUCUACAGUCGAGCCCAGUGGAACUGUCCCAGGCACUGUUAUUGUUGCAACGCCAGCGGCUUCAUAUGUGACGACAACAGUCCCCUACACUGGUUCGAAUACUAUCACUGGUCCGACGGCUAUUUCUACUAUUGAGCCUAGUGGAACUGUCCCAGGCACUGUUAUUGUUGCAACGCCAGCGGCUUCAUAUGUGACGACAACAGUCCUCUACACCGGUUCGAAUACCAUCACCGGUCCAACGCCAAUAUCUACAGUCGAGCCCAGUGGAACUGUCCCAGGCACUGUUAUUGUUGCAACGCCAGCGGCUUCAUAUGUGACGACAACAGUCCUCUACACCGGUUCGAAUACCAUCACCGGUCCAACGCCAAUAUCUACAGUCGAGCCCAGUGGGACUCUCCCAGGCACUGUUGUUAUUGCAACGCCAGCGGCUUCAUAUGUGACGACAACAGUCCUCUAUACUGGUUCGAAUACUAUCACUGGUCCAACGCUAAUAUCUACUAUUGAACCGAGCGGGACUAUUCCAGGUACUAUUAUUAUUGCAACGCCGGCGCCUCCGUAUGUGACAACAACAGUCCUCUAUACUGGUACGAAUACUAUCACCGGUCCAACGCCAAUAUCUACAGUCGAGCCCAGUGGGACUAUCCCAGGCACUGUUAUUAUUGCAACGCCAGCGGCUGCAUAUGUGACGAUAACAGUGCCUUACACGGGCCCAGACACUCUCACAGGCCCAUCACCUGCAACCACUAUUGAACCAAGCGGAACCAAUCCAGGAACGGUCAUUAUUGUCACGCCGCCUCCUCUAUAUGUGACGACGACAGUGCUUUAUACCGGCCCAGACACUCUCACAGGCCCAUCACCUGCAACCACUAUUGAACCAAGCGGAACCAAUCCAGGAACGGUCGUUAUUGUCACGCCGCCUCCUCUGUAUAUUACUACGACAGUGCUUUAUACCGGCCCAGACACUCUCACAGGCCCGUCACCGGCGACCACUAUUGAACCAAGCGGAACCAAUCCAGGAACGGUCGUUAUUGUCACGCCGCCUCCUCUGUAUAUUACUACGACAGUGCUUUAUACCGGCCCAGACACUCUCACAGGCCCGUCACCGGCGACCACUAUUGAACCAAGCGGAACCAAUCCAGGAACGGUCGUUAUUGUCACGCCGCCUCCUCUGUAUAUUACUACGACAGUGCUUUAUACCGGCCCAGACACUCUCACAGGCCCAUCACCUGCAACCACUAUUGAACCAAGCGGAACCAAUCCAGGAACGGUCAUUAUUGUCACGCCGCCUCCUCUAUAUGUGACGACGACAGUGCUUUAUACCGGCCCAGACACUCUCACAGGCCCAUUACCUGCAACCACUAUUGAACCAAGCGGAACCAAUCCAGGAACGGUCAUUAUUGUCACGCCGCCUCCUCUAUAUGUGACGACGACAGUGCUUUAUACCGGUUCAGACACUCUUACGGGUCCGACGGCCAUUUCUACUAUCACGCCAAGUGGAACUAUUCCUGGGACUGUUAUCAUUGCAACGCCGGCGCCUCUGUAUGUGACGACGACAGUGCCUUAUACUGGCCCAGACACCCUCACAGGCCCAUCACCUGCGACUACUAUUGAACCAAGCGGAACCAACCCAGGAACAGUCGUUAUUGUCACUCCUCUUCCUCUAUAUGUAACGACGACAGUGCUUUAUACCGGUUCAGACACUCUUACUGGUCCGACGGCCAUUUCUACUAUCACGCCAAGUGGAACUAUUCCUGGGACUAUUAUUAUUGCAACGCCGGCGCCUCUGUAUAUAACGACAACAGUGCUUUACACCGGUCUAGACACUCUGACAGGCCCAACAGCCAUUUCUACUAUUGAGCCUAGUGGGACUGCCCCGGGCACAAUCAUCAUUGCAACACCAAUCGCAGUUUAUGUUACCACAACGAUUUUGUAUACUGGCUCAGACACUCUGACAGGUCCGACAGCCAUCUCUACUAUUGAGCCCAGUGGGACUAUCCCAGGAACAGUCGUUAUUGCAACGCCGGCACCGCUAUAUAUUACAACGACUGUGCCUUAUACUGGCAUAGAUACUAUCACAGGCCCAACAGCUAUUUCUACUAUUGAGCCCAGUGGGACUGUUCCAGGCACAGUCAUCAUUGCAACACCAAUCGCAGUUUAUGUUACCACAACGAUUGUAUAUACUGGCUCAGACACUCUGACAGGUCCGACUGUUAUCUCUACUAUUGCACCGAGCGGCACUGCCCCGGGCACAAUCAUCAUUGCAACGCCUCUCGCAGUUUAUGUUACCACAACGAUUUUGUAUACUGGGCCAGACACUCUCACAGGCCCAACAGCUAUUUCUACUAUUGAGCCCAGUGGGACUGUCCCAGGCACGGUCAUCAUUGCAACACCACAGGCAGUUUAUGUCACAUCGCAAGUGGUCUAUAGCGGCACCAUUCCAAUCACAGGGCCGUUGACCAUUUCAACGGUUGCUCCGAGUGGCACUAACCCAGGUACCUACAUUGUGGCCAGUCAGGUAGCCCUUUACGUUACCUCAGAAGUUACUUAUAGUGGCCCAAGCACUAUCACAGGGCUGACCACUAUUUCAACCAUUGAGCCUGUCGGCACAGUACCUGGGACCUACAUUGUAGCUAGCCCAGCUCCUAUCUAUUUCACCUCACAAGUAGUAUACACGGGCUCUGACACGCUCACUGAGCCGACAACAAUAUCCACUAUUGUGCCCGAUGGAACAGUUCCUGGUACUUACAUCGUAGCAGCAAGGUAUGAGACUCUCGAUAUCAUUUACAGUGGUGCAAGCCCAAUCACUGGGCCUACCGCAAUUUCCACUGUGCCGCCCAGCGGUAGCGUGCCUGGCACUAUCAUCAUAGCUCGUCCUCCUACAUUUGUGACUCGAUCGGAGCAGUACUCCGGCACAGAUGUGAUUACUGGACCUACUCCAAUCACCACUAUACAGCCAAGUGGUACUGCUCCAGGUACAAUUGUGGUUGUAACGCCAGCUCCGCAAACAUCAUAUACCACUAUUACCACUUUCCUCACAGGUUCUGAUGCUGAGACAACUACACUCACGUCAGUUGCCCCAAGUGGCACGGUGCCAGGCACCAUCAUUAUUGGUUUACCUGCAGUUUUCGUAACCCGGUCAGAAGAGUAUUCAGGUACCGAGAUUAUUACCGGUCCUACUCCCAUCACAACAAUACCACCGAGCGGCACUGCUCCUGGCACAAUCAUUGUUGCAACACCAGCUCCACAAACGUCGUAUGUCACCUCGACGCUCUUCCUCACAGUCCCUAAUGCGGAAACAACAACGUUUACCACAAUCGCUCCAAGUGGCACAGUCCCAGGCACCGUUAUUAUAGGCCUCCCCGCUGUUUUUGUCACUGUAAUUGGCCCUUAUACUGGGACAGCUUCGCCGACAGGUUCUACCACUGUUUCAAUUGUUCAGCCAAGCGGUACUGCCCCUGGAACUGUGUAUAUUGAGACCCCCACAUCUGCAGGGGUCACGCCGACGUCCACUCCAACCUCUUUCAGCAGCUCUGAAGAUUUAACGACUUCUACUUCCACCUCCAUUUUGGAGACCACCUCGUCAACAGAAUCAACUAGUUCGGAAGCAUCUUCCACCAUUCUGUCAACCACUCUCAGCACCUCUGAUUUAAUAACUUCCACUUCUAGCUCUCACAUUAACCUCUUACACGUUGACCACCUCUUCCACAUUGACUACCUCUUCUACGUUGACCACCUCUUCCACACUGACCACCUCUUCCACACUGACCACCUCUUCUCCUACGACUACGUCCUCGUCUAUAACUACAUCCUCAUCCUCAUCAUCGUCGUCAUUAACGACAUCUUCCUCAUCCUCCUCCACAUCUUCAUCGACACGGCCCACAACCACAACCACAACUACAACUACCUCAAGCUCUACUGCAAUUCCUCAAGGUCUUCCUCGCAAACAAGUACGAGCUCAACUUCGUCGAGUUCUUCUAGCUCGUCCUCUUCCAGCAGCAGUAGCUCAUCGAGCUCAAGCACAAGGUCCUCUACGACAACUUCAAGCCGCGUGGUUGCUUCGGCCACCCUGGGAGUUGCGUACUCCUGUCCCACACUUGGAUUUCUUGUUCAAAGUGACGAUACUACCGGCGUAACGCUCUAUUCCAUCAAUCUCGCUAAUGGUACCCGUAAUACGGUCGCAACUAACGUCGGCGGAGAUAUCUCCCGCAAUAUCAACGCAUUGGGGUACAAUUCCAGAGAGGACUACAUGUACGCUAUAUCCCAGACAACCGCUACCGGAGACUUCAGGCUUCUUCGUAUCCUCGGGAAUGGACAAACAACCACCAUCACAACCUUUGCCGCAUCUGCCAAGCUCUACUCGGGUCUUUUCAACUCCGGAGAUGUCGAUGAAAACGGACAGUACUGGGCCUCCACCGGCGGUAAUGACUGGUACCAAUACAAUUUUAAUCCUGCUAGAGCCAAUUACAGUCAGCUCAUAAGCCAAGGGCUAGUCCCUGGUGGUCCUCUUGGAUACACCAUUGGCGAUUGGGCAGUUGUGCCAGGUCCUGGGGGAGGUGAUCUUUGGUCUGUCGGCGUCAAAAACUACAUCGGCUCCCUCAUGCGAUGGAACCGAACAAGCCAUGUCUGGACCGUGACCCGAGACCUUGGAAGACUUACGGGCGUUACAAGUGGCACAGCACCUUUCUGGGGCGCGACCUACGCGACAAAGGAGGGUUUCCUAUAUGCUAUUGAAAACAACUCCGGCCAGGUCUGGAGAAUUGCCGUCGACAAUUCGACUGCACCCCAGCAGCAAACGAGCGUCCCGGCUACCAGCAGAAACGAUGGUGCAAGAUGUCUAGACUCUGGUGGUAUCUAG
Messenger RNA from Colletotrichum truncatum, 8319 nucleotides. The record is from RefSeq and is a predicted model, not a curated record. NCBI's taxonomy places the organism in Eukaryota, Fungi, Ascomycota, Sordariomycetes, Glomerellales, Glomerellaceae.